UCUUUUUUUCCUAUUAUGUUGUGCGAUCGUACGGCACGGACUUCCCCACCGGUGGCUUCCAGUGCCAUUGAAAUCGCUCCAAACACAACAGCAAGGUUGAGUGGUGCGAUGGACUUUUCGGAUCCGCUGUCUUCUUGCGCGGCGAACCACUCUUCAUCUCCAGUGUCGGAGAACAACAAUUCCUCUCCGUCACCCGUUCUUCAGUCUUCCAACAAACCCAAACUUUCCUUCAGCAUUAGCAGACUGUUGGGAAGCGAAGAGAAUAACAGCCAUGGUGGCGAAGAACAAGACCACAUGGACAAAAAUGAUCAUCAGGACAAUCAUUGCGAUAACGGAGGACCGGACCACCGGCGUGAGGACAGUAGCCGGUCUUCCAACAGCAGCUCUGCUAGGACAACGCCGUCCUCCCCGAUGAUAUCCAUGAGCGGAGGCUGCUGUACAGGACAGUCCUAUUUUGCGGACUACAAAACUUCCAUGCCCAUGAUGACCACCCAGCACUACGACCCCCUGCAGAGCGGGGCUAACGGGACUGUGAUACGUGUGCCUGCACACAGGCCGGCACCACUGACCUACCAGACGGCAGUCAGCUUUCCUUGGGUCGGUUCUCAGGGAAUGGUCAAAGACAGAAUACCAGUGCCUUUCCCUCUGGGCGCAGGUUUGCCCCCAGUUCCUCCCCGGCGGAUCGGUCACCCCUACCAGAACCGAACGCCUCCGAAGCGAAAGAAGCCUCGGACAAGCUUCACACGGAUGCAAAUCUGCGAGCUCGAAAAGCGAUUCCACAAACAAAAGUACUUGGCCUCCGCUGAGCGGGCCUCCCUCGCCAAGACCCUCAAGAUGACGGACGCGCAGGUCAAGACGUGGUUCCAAAACAGGAGGACAAAAUGGAGGCGGCAAACUGCAGAAGAGCGCGAAGCAGAACGACAAGCCGCUAACCGACUGAUGAUGUCCCUCCAAGCCGAAGUCGUUUCCAAGUCCAUUUACGAUCAGACGAGGGAUCCACUUUGCAUCAGCAAUGCAUCCUUGCACGCAUUACAGACUUUGCAACCAUGGGCCAGCGAAAAUGUAGCUGCUGCACACGCCGCUGCAGCAGCUGCAGCUGCGGCAGGACAUCACCCAGGCGAAAGACCUUCCUUCCUAGCACCGCCUCACUCAAUGUCUUCACCAAUUUGCUGAAGAUUUGCCGUGUAAAUGCAUCAGUUCAUUUACACAUUUGAUAGAGUACACCAUUUUUGAUGCAAUACAAUCUAGCAGCUACGCUGAGUCAUAUAAACGAAAUAGUACUGAAUGAAAGUUUGUUUAGUAGAGAUUACAACUGUGGAAUCACAAAAACCUUGAAAAAUCUCGAGUUUUCAA
Uloborus diversus is the source of this 1353-nucleotide messenger RNA. RefSeq names its product homeobox protein HMX1-like. Gene Ontology annotation, biological process: regulation of transcription by RNA polymerase II; animal organ development. The record is from RefSeq and is a predicted model, not a curated record. The coding region runs from base 16 to 1173 and encodes 385 amino acids. The transcript is spliced from 3 exons. Gene Ontology annotation, cellular component: nucleus. Gene Ontology annotation, molecular function: RNA polymerase II cis-regulatory region sequence-specific DNA binding; DNA-binding transcription factor activity, RNA polymerase II-specific. NCBI's taxonomy places the organism in Eukaryota, Metazoa, Arthropoda, Arachnida, Araneae, Uloboridae.